AUGCUCGUCGGGGCGCUGGCGCUCGCUGGCCUCCUCGGCCUCGUCUUUGUGAGCGGAGGGAGCCACUUCCAGGACCCGCUGUUCUGCGUGUUCGUGGUCUUCUCCUUCACCUCUGCCGUGGACCUCGUCAUCGCGCUGGAGGAGGACGGCUUCAUCUCCGGCUUCAUGGAGCUCUACGUGAGGGAGGGCCAGCCCUACCUGCGCACGGCGCACGGCAUCACCCUCUGCUACUGGGACGGCACCGUCCACCACGGCCUCUACCUCGCCAUGAUCGCGGCCAUGAGCCAGAGGAGGAACUACAGGAGCCUGGGGCUCUUCUGGCUGGGCUCCGUGAUGAUGAGCAUCGUCGUCUUCCUCCUCGGCAACCUCAUAGGGAAGUACAGCUCGGACCUGAGCGCGUCCUUCCUGCUCAACGUGCCCUACGUGAUCCUGCCCGUCUGGGCCGGGCUGCGGCUCUUCCAGCAGCCGCGGGCGCUGCCGGGUCUCACGGCCGACGAGGUCACGGAGGAGCAGCGCAAGGGGCUGCACCGGCGGCCGCAGGACGCGGCGCUGAUCGUCCUGCUGCUCCUGGCCGCCGUGUUCACCUUCUUCAGAGGGAUGGUGGUCCUGGACUGUCCCGCUGACUCCUGCUUCGAGUACAUCUACCAGCGCGAGCCGUACCUGCGCGACCCCGUCGCAUACCCCAAAGUGCAGAUGCUGAUCUACCUCUUCUACGUGCUGCCCUUCUUCUGCCUCGGCAUCUACGGGCUGCUCCGGCCCGGCUGCUCCUGGAUGCCCGAUUGGAGCCUGGUGGUGGCCGGUGCCAUGGCCCAGGAGGCCGGCUUCGGCGACGCCUCGCUCAUCAUCCGCAACGUCACCCUGCAAGACUACGGCCGCUACGAGUGCGAGGUCACCGACGAGCUCGAGGACGACACCGGCACCGUCAAGCUGGACCUCGAAGGCGUCAUCUUCCCCUACCACCCGCGCCUGGGCCGCUACACGCUCAACUUCCACGAGGCGCAGCGCGCGUGCCAGGAGCAGGACGGCAUCCUGGCCUCGCACGACCAGCUGCACCAGGCCUGGCUCGAGGGGCUGGACUGGUGCAACGCGGGCUGGCUGCAGGACGGCUCCGUGCAGUACCCCAUCGCGCGCCCCCUGGGUUCCUGGUCCCCUGCUGCCAGGUGGACGGUGCUGUGGGAGCAGUGCCAAGCGGGGCGUAUGGCUCCAUGGGAGAUGGAUAAUGCCAAGGAUCUGGGCAGUUCCAUGGGAGCAGGAUGA
Molecule: messenger RNA, 1257 nt
Organism: Tinamus guttatus (white-throated tinamou)
Lineage: Eukaryota; Metazoa; Chordata; Aves; Tinamiformes; Tinamidae
Source: RefSeq, a predicted model, not a curated record